UCAAUAUUGUAGGUGAGCUUGUGUUUUCGCGCCAUGAAGUCACGUGUCUUGUCCUAGCCAUCAGAAAGCCACUAUCUGUAAGAUUGUGCUACCGAUACAAAUAUUUAACAACAUAUAUCUAUCUGACCGUUCUGCAUCGUUCUUUCCUGACCGUGACAACUAGUAAACCUGCAUUACGGACAACAUCUGGAGUCCUGCGUUCUUCUGCGCAGCUUUGAUUCUCUCCACUGAUUCUAUUUCGAAAGGAGAGGCAGAGAGGUUUCAAAACAGCACUAAUUCAAAGCAGGGUUAGGGUUUAUCCUAUAGAUGUCAGACUAAAGACAGUCCGAGCCACUGACACAGAGAGCGGUUUAGUAAAGUAGGGCUGGACACAGGUGGACUUUCACGUCGUCGGCGUUGUGACAACAACAGACCACCGCAAUGAGCAGCAAGAAUGAACUCAGCUUUGAUCCAAAGGAGCACCAGCACCUGCGCUACAACCCCCUUCGGGACACGUGGGUUCUGGUGUCGGCCCACAGGAUGAAGAGACCCUGGAGUGGCCAGGUGGAGAAGGACAAGGAGGAUCAAGUACCUCAACACGACCCAAACAACCCCCUCUGUCCUGGGAACACCAGGGCCAACGGAGAGGUGAACCCAGACUACAACAACACCUUUGUGUUUGAGAAUGACUUCCCAGCCCUGCAGCCUAAUGCUCCUGACCCAGGAUUUAACCAACAUCCACUGUUCCAGUCCAAAGCAGCCAGGGGCGUCUGCAAGGUGAUGUGCUUCCACCCCUGGUCUGACGUCACCCUGCCUCUCAUGACGCUUCCUGACAUCAUCAAAGUGAUUGACAAGUGGGCGGAACUGAUGGUGGAUCUAGGUUCCACCUACCCCUGGGUCCAGAUCUUUGAGAAUAAAGGAGCCAUGAUGGGCUGUUCCAAUCCCCAUCCUCACUGCCAGGUGUGGGCCAGUAACUUCCUGCCUAAUGAAGCCUCCCUGUCGGACCGGUGUCAGAGAGAAUACCUGAAGACCCACGGAGAACCUCUACUGCUGCAGUACGCUAAGAUGGAGGCAGAGAGACAGGAGCGUGUAGUGGUGCAGAAUGCUGAUUGGCUGGCCGUGGUUCCAUACUGGGCCACCUGGCCGUACCAGACGUUGCUGUUACCCCGGAGACAUGUCCAGAGACUGACUAACCUCACCGCCCAGGAGAGAGAG
Coregonus clupeaformis (lake whitefish) is the source of this 1194-nucleotide messenger RNA. RefSeq names its product galactose-1-phosphate uridylyltransferase (gene galt). Gene Ontology annotation, cellular component: cytoplasm. The record is from RefSeq and is a predicted model, not a curated record. NCBI's taxonomy places the organism in Eukaryota, Metazoa, Chordata, Actinopteri, Salmoniformes, Salmonidae. Gene Ontology annotation, biological process: beta-D-galactose catabolic process via UDP-galactose, Leloir pathway. Gene Ontology annotation, molecular function: UDP-glucose:hexose-1-phosphate uridylyltransferase activity; zinc ion binding.